GAUUCGUUCAAAUUAUUGAUUGAUCGGUUCGCGAAUUCGAUUUUCAUACCGUACGACGUCGUGCUGAUUGAUCAUCAACUCAACUGACGCGACGACGACGAGGGGACAUGGUAGGGGGAGGCGGCGGCAUAGCCAUGGACUUUCCGGCCGACGAAAGGGCGUCGUCCUUCUCUUCGCCUCCGAGACUUCCCACAAGGCUCAGACGGAGGCUCAGCCUUGUCGACUGUAACAAGAGUCAUAACACCGCCGAACAAAUUCAGGCCAAGCUCAGACUCGCCGAUCUUCGCCGUCAGGAACACUAUGAAAAGUUGUCAAGCAAGGCACGGGCGAAGCCGAGGAGUCCUUCCCGAUCUUCAUCUGAAGAGGAAGACCUUGGCCAGCGACUAGAAGCCAAGCUACAAGCUGCUGAGAAGAAAAGGUUGAGCAUUCUUGAAAACGCUCAAAUGCGCUUGGCGAAAUUGGAUGAAUUGCGGCAAGCAGCUAAAUGUGAGGUAGAAAUGCGUGUUGAAAAGGAACGUCAAAAGCUUGGGUCGAAAGUGGAAUCACGUUUUCAGCAGGCAGAGGCAAAUAGAAUGCUUAUGCUCAAAGCUUAUAGACAAAGAAGGGCUACUCUGAAGGAGAGGACAUCUCAGUCCUUAUUGCGGAAGAUGGCUUGGGAGAAGAAGUACAAGGAACGAGUACGUGCUGCAAUUAGCCAAAAACGUGCAGCUGCUGAAAAAAAGCGAUUGGCACUUUUGGAAGCAGAGAAGAAUAGGGCAUGUGCAAGGAUGUUGCAAGUGCAAAGAGUGGCUAAGUCUGUCUCUCAUCAACGUGAGAUUGAAAGGAGGGCGAAGAGGGAGCAGUUAGAAAAUCGGUUGCAAAGGGCAAAGAGGCAAAGAGCAGAGUAUCUAAGGCAAAGAGGAAAGCUACAGAUAUCUUUUCAAGUGAGUUGGAAUAGGAUGCACGAGGAGGCUGAUCUUCUUUCCAGAAAGCUAGCAAGGUGUUGGAGGCGUUUCCUCAGGCUGAGGAGAACUACACUUGCUUUGGCAAAAGAUUAUGAUGCCUUGAAAAUUACUGAAAAGGCUGUCAAGUCAAUGCCAUUUGAGCAGCUUGCAGUUUUGAUUGAAUCAACUGAUACCCUUCAGACUGUGAAAGCUCUUCUUGACCGGCUUGAGAGUCGGUUAAAAGUUUCCAGGGCUGUUGCCUCAAUAAAUUAUCCAUCCAACUUUGAUAACAUAGAUCACCUUCUUAAACGAGUUGCUUCCCCAAGAAAGAGAACUACACCAAGGCCAUCUUUAAGGAGUAGAAGCGCAAAUAAAGCAUCUUCCAUCAGGGACACAGCUAGAAAUUCUGUUAAAUUAUCAAGAUAUCCGAUGAGAGUGGUUCUUUGUGCUUACAUGAUUUUGGGUCAUCCAGAUGCGGUUUUCAGUGGUAGAGGAGAGCGUGAAAUUUCUCUGGCCAAAUCUGCAGAAGAGUUUGUUAGACAGUUUGAGUUACUACUAAAGGUUAUAUUCGACGGCCCCAUGCAAAGCUCUGAUGAUGAGUCUGAUUCCGCAUCGCCCAAACAUUUGACCUUCAGAUCUCAGCUUGGAGCCUUUGAUAAAGCAUGGUGCUCCUACUUGAAUUGUUUUGUGGGUUGGAAGGUUAAGGAUGCUCAGCUAUUAGUGGAAGAUUUGGUGAGAGCAGCGUGCCAUUUAGAGCUCUCUAUGAUUCAAACUUGCAAGAUGACUCCGGAAGGAGUGACUGGUGAUCUUACUCAUGAUAUGAAGGCUAUUCAGAAACAGGUUACUGAAGACCAAAAGCUAUUGAGGGAAAAAGUGCAGCACCUAGGUGGAGAUGCUGGGAUCGAGCGUAUGAAAUCUGCUAUAUCCGAAACACGGUUAAAAUACUUUCAAGCAAAGGAAAAUGGAAGCCCAUCAGGGUUGCAGGUCACACACAUUAUUUCUCCAAGUCCCCCUAGUUCAACACUCAGUCCUUCUGCUAGUGCAGAUAAGAGAAGUAAUCCAGGUCGUGUAGUCCGAUCCUUAUUUAGGGAAGAUGCUACUGCUCAUCAUGGAGUUCUAUCCUCUGCUAGGAAAACCAGUUUGGAUCAGCAGCGUGGAUCUUCUUCACAAAAGUUGGUCACAGAGAAUGAAUUAAUUGUGAAUGAGUUUCUACAUGAGCAGAAGCAUGGAUUUGCCAAUAUUUUUGAUGUUACUGACGAAGAUCCAAACAAUGUUCAGUCAAAGAUAAGACAGACAAUGGAGAAGGCUUUUUGGGAUGGCGUAAUUGAAUCUGUAAAAGAGGAUGAGCCCAACUAUGACAGAAUAAUUCAACUCAUGAUGGAGGUGAGGGAUGAAAUCUGUGAGAUGGCUCCACAGGGCUGGAAGCAAGAGAUUUUUGAUGCUAUUGAUGUGGAUAUUCUCUCUCAGGUUUUGAAAUCUGGUAACCUGGACAUUGAUUACCUGGGAAAGAUCCUAGAGUUUUCAUUGGUCACUUUGCGAAGGCUGUCCUCUCCAGCGACUGAUGAUGAAAUGAUGGCCACAUACCAGAGUUUAAGGAAAGAACUAGAUGAGAUAUGUCAAACCAGGGACGACUCCAACUGCUCAAGUGUCCUGGCAAUGAUCAAGGGCCUGCGUUUUGUUCUAGAGCAGAUUCAGGCGCUUAAACGAGAGAUUAGCAAAGCACGUAUAAGAAUUAUUGAACCUUUGUUAAAGGGGCCAACUGGUGUGGAAUACCUGAGAAAAGCUUUUGGCAAUCGCUAUGGAUCUCCCUCGGAUGCCAAUACCUCUCUAGCACUUACAGCACAGUGGCUUUCAGCAGUGUGGGAUUGCAAAGAUCAGGAGUGGCAAGAACAUACAAUCUCUUGCUCAACUCUGAUGAGUGGUGAUAAUCCAUCUCAGGGGUUUGUUCCUUCCACCGCCCUUAGAAGUGGGGGAAGCUUUCUGGUGAAAUCAAAUUCCCCUUCUACUUCUGCUGCUACUAAUAGCACAGGUAUUCAACAACCGGAAUGUAAGGGAGAAACAGUUGAUUUGUUGGUGAGGCUUGGUUUGUUGAAGUUGGUUAGCGGUGUGUCUGGUUUGACUGAGGAGGCUCUACCUGAGACUUUCAAGCUUAACCAUUCUAGGCUGAGGGCUGUUCAGGCUCAAAUUCAGAAAAUUAUUGUUACUUCCAUAAGCAUCCUUAUUUGCCGGCAAACCCUUUUAAGCGAGAGGGUAGUAACCAGCUCUAUAGACAUGGAACACAUAGUAUCAAAAUGCACGGAGCAACUUUUGGGAACCUUGGACAGUGUCGAAGAUGCUGGCAUGGAGGAAAUUGUUGAAUCAAUUAGUGACUUCUCGAUUGACAGUAACAAAGUUGUAGACAGCGAGAAACUUCGGUCAAGGAAGGCAGUUAUGACGAGCAUGUUAGGAAGGAGCUUGCAAGCUGAGGAUCCCGUGUUUAAAAGGGUUUCUCGUGCUGUAUAUACGGCUGCAAGGGGAGUGGUUCUUGGCGGAAGUGGAUCCCUAGGAAGAAAAUUAGCGGAAACAGCACUCCGGCAAGUUGGAGCUGUUGCGCUGACCGACAGCUUGGGGGAAGCCGCAGAGGUUUUAGUGGUGGCAGCCACCGUAUCGGUUAGUGUUUAUGGACCUUGGUAUGUACAUCUGACUGAGGACAUGUGAAGGGGUUGUAUUUGUCGAAAAUUAUGACGACGUCGUACAUAGAAAAGAAAUAAAAUACACACGAGUAUGUACAUGGUGGUGUGGGUGUUGUGUGUACAAGUUAUGGGGGCAGUGGAGAUAUGCAGUGUGUAAUUUGUAAAGCUAGUUCUAGAUUGUAUGUAGCUGUGUAGAGAUGUAAGGUAUGGAUAUUUCUAAUUCUUUCAUGUAAUGAAAAAUAAGGAUGUGAAUAUUUUCUAGACUAAAUUUGGAUUUAA
Messenger RNA from Pyrus x bretschneideri (Chinese white pear), 3874 nucleotides. RefSeq lists its product as uncharacterized. Bases 108 to 3620 code for a protein of 1170 amino acids. The transcript is spliced from 11 exons. NCBI's taxonomy places the organism in Eukaryota, Viridiplantae, Streptophyta, Magnoliopsida, Rosales, Rosaceae. Gene Ontology annotation, biological process: signal transduction. The record is from RefSeq and is a predicted model, not a curated record.